GGUGACCUGCGACCUGUGUUUGCGUUCCCUCCAGACUUUGGUAUUUUGAGGCUCCCCAAUUGGAAACAUGCCAAUUCGAAAUAUUUCCAGGGCAGUGCUGCUGACUCCCUUGUAGCUGGCAAACCCGAUGGAUCCUCACCCAGAACCAUGGAGCCCAACCGUAGCACCGGGGGUCAAGCCCCACAAAACGUGUCCCCGAGGGUCUGCAGCGCAGGGAAAGAGACAGGGGACAGCCUUGACCUCCUCUCCAAGCACUCCUUGGUCAACCAUCAGUUGAAUUUUCUCCCCAAAGAGUCCCAAACCUGCACUGAUUUGAACUCCGUUGCCCAGAAACCGAGGCUCGAGCGGACCUCGUCUCUUGACGAACUCAUCUGGCGGCGGCGGCGACUCUUCAGGAUGAGCCAGGACAGUUUGCGGGACCCCGCCAGGAUGGGCUCCUUGAACGGCUCCCUCGAGGACUCCCAGGGCCGGUUGCCUACUCCCCGGCCCACCCAGCCACCUCCUCUACCGGAGCUGGAGGGCUCCUUCUCGGCACUGAGGACAACUAAUAGGAUCGACCCGGAUUCCGGGGAUUACCACCGGCUUUGCUCCGGGGCCUCCUUUCCGAGAGCGAGCAGCAGCUGGAGUGACAGCCAGCUCCACAGCCGAGGAGGGAUGGUGUGCGACGGCUACGGCGCCUCCUCCUCCUCCGCCGCCUCCAUGAAGUCCUCCUUCAGCCUGCUGACCCCCAUCCGCGUCAGGGAUGUGCGGAACAGAAGUUAUUUGGAAGGCAGCCUUCUUGCCAGCGGGGCCCUUUUGGGAGCGGAAGAACUCAACCGGUAUUUCCCCGACCGUCGCAUCGGCAUCUUUGUGGCCACAUGGAACAUGCAGGGACAGAAGGAGCUGCCAGAGGUGCUGGACGACUUCCUUUUGCCCUCGGAGCCUGACUAUGCCCAGGACAUGUAUGUCAUAGGGAUCCAGGAAGGCUGUCCGGACAGGCGCGAGUGGGAGAUCCGCUUGCAGGAGACGCUGGGCCCGCAUUACGUCCUGUUCUACGCCGCAGCCCAUGGCGUUCUUUACCUGUCUGUCUUCCUGAGGAGAGACCUCAUCUGGUUCUGCUCAGAGGUGGAAUUUGCCACAGUGACAACCCGCAUUGUGUCCCAAAUCAAAACGAAAGGGGCCCUCGGCGUUUGCUUCACUUUCUUCGGCACGUCCUUCCUUUUCAUCACAUCCCAUUUCACGUCGGGAGAUGGCAAAGUGUAUGAGAGGGUCCUGGAUUACAACAAGACCAUCCAGGCGCUCGCUCUGCCCAAAAACCUUCCCGACACCAACCCAUAUCGCUCCAGUUCGGGGGACGUCACGACCCGCUUCGACAAUGUCUUCUGGUUCGGGGACUUCAACUUCCGCCUGAACGAGAACCGGGAGGCCGUGGAGCAGAUCCUCAGCCAGGGCCCCAAAGCAGACAUAGCCAAGCUGCUGGAGUACGACCAGCUCUUGAAGGAAAUGGACAAGGGUUCCAUCUUCAAGGGGUUCCAAGAGGCGCCCAUCCUUUUCCGCCCUUCGUACAAGUUUGAUGUCGGGCUGGACUCCUACGACUCGACCUCCAAGCAGAGGACGCCCUCGUAUACGGACCGUGUCAUCCACCGAAGCCGCCACAAGGACGACAUCCAUGCCGUGAAAUACUCCUCCUGCCUUGGCAUCAAGACCUCCGACCACCGUCCAGUCUAUGGGCUGUUUCGGGUCAGAAUCAGACCCGGAAGAGACAACAUCCCGUUGGCCGCGGGGCUGUUUGACCGCGAGCUCUAUUUGAUCGGCAUCAAGAGGCGCAUCACCAGGGAGCUCCAGAAGAAGCAGGCCUUAAAGAACCAGAAAACCAGCGCCGUCUGUUCAGUUUCCUGACCUUCAUGGUAGGGAAAAACAAAAGAGAGGAUUUAUUUCGAGGCCGAGCUUAGAAGACGGGCCUCGGUGAUCGGUGGGGUUUGAUCCCGAAGACAGGUUUGCAUUCCUUAAAAUGUUUGCUUUGGGGAGGAAAGAAAAGAUAGUUCUGUCUCCUCAAAUAUGCCUUUUGGAUGCCUAUUAGUUGCAUCUCUAAACUUCCAUCCCAAUCCGACUUGGGAUGAUGGUUUCCCCAUUGACUUAAGUAUCGGGUCCAUUCACGGACAAGACGGCUUGCAGAAUUCGUAGAGGUUUUCUUGAUAGAAGUGAUUCUGUGUGUUAUCGAGGGUUGUUGUAUGUUUUCCGGGCUGUCUGGCCAUGUUCCAGAAGCAUUCUCUCCUGACGUUUCGCCCACAUCUAUGGCAGGCAUCCUCAGAGGUUGGGAGGUAAUAAUAAUAAUAAUAAUUAUUUAUUUAUAUACCGCCCUAUCUCCCGGAUGGGACUCAGGGCGGUUUCCGAUGAGAACAACACAAACAUUACAUAACAAUAUAAUAACACAUUAGCUCUGAGCAUGCCUGCCAUAGAUGUGGGCGAAACAUCAGGAGAGAAUACUUCUGGAACAUGGCCAUACAGCCCGGAAAACAUACAACAACCCAGAAGUGAUUUUAAUUAUUGACAACGGACUUGUUUCUCUCUCAAAGCAAUGUUUUCAAGGAUGGGAUCCAAUUUGUGGCCAUUUCUCUUAAUGCCUUUGACUCAGGCUUGUUUGUGUCCUUUGAACGUAUAAAAAGAGGAGCCAUGUUCUUCAAA
Messenger RNA from Anolis carolinensis (green anole), 2664 nucleotides. RefSeq names its product inositol polyphosphate-5-phosphatase E (gene inpp5e). Gene Ontology annotation, biological process: phosphatidylinositol dephosphorylation. Gene Ontology annotation, cellular component: nucleus; Golgi apparatus; axoneme. Bases 148 to 1878 code for a protein of 576 amino acids. The record is from RefSeq and is a predicted model, not a curated record. Gene Ontology annotation, molecular function: inositol-polyphosphate 5-phosphatase activity; phosphatidylinositol-4,5-bisphosphate 5-phosphatase activity. The transcript has 10 exons. Lineage: Eukaryota; Metazoa; Chordata; Lepidosauria; Squamata; Anolidae.